Messenger RNA from Alligator sinensis (Chinese alligator), 1325 nucleotides. RefSeq names its product zinc finger protein 79-like. The record is from RefSeq and is a predicted model, not a curated record. NCBI's taxonomy places the organism in Eukaryota, Metazoa, Chordata, Crocodylia, Alligatoridae. The annotation marks the transcript as partial. Gene Ontology annotation, biological process: regulation of DNA-templated transcription. The transcript is spliced from 3 exons. Gene Ontology annotation, molecular function: DNA-binding transcription factor activity, RNA polymerase II-specific; RNA polymerase II cis-regulatory region sequence-specific DNA binding.
GAGGUGCCAGGCUGCUGACCAGAGUGGAGGAGCAGCCUCCUGUGCAAGGGUCUGCAGACCUGGAGCGAUCACAGACUUCCCCAGGGAGUUUGAGUGAGAUGGACUCCCUGGGACCUGAGAACGAGCCAUGGCACGAGAGUCAGGGGAGGUCCCAAAUGCGGAAGGAGAAUGUAGCCAUGAGCCAGCCACAUCAGUGCUCAGAGUGUGGUAAGAGCUUCACUUACUCCAACCAGCUGGCUCGGCACAAACGUAUUCACACAAGGGAGAAGCCACAUCACUGCUCAGUAUGUGGGAAGAGCUUCAGUUACUCCUCUCAGCUGGCUCGGCACCAGCGUAUCCACACUGGGGAGAAGCCACUUCAGUGCUCAGACUGUGGACAGGGCUGCAAUUCCUCCUCUGAGCUGGCUCGGCACCAGCGUAGCCACACAGGGGAGAAGCCAUAUCAGUGCUCAGAGUGUGGGAAGAGGUUCCGUUACUCGUCCGGGCUGGCUGAGCAUAAGCAUGUCCACACGGGGAACAAGCCACGUCAAUGCUCAGAGUGUGGGAAGAUAUUUGCUCAUUCCUCCAGCCUGGCUGAGCACCAGCAUAUCCACGUGGGGGAGAAGCCACAUCAAUGCUCAGAGUGUGGGAAGAGCUUCCGUUACUCCUCCAUCCUGGCUAAGCACCAGCGUAUCCACAUGGGGGAGAAGCCUCAUCAGUGCUCCGAGUGUGGGAAGAGCUUCAGUUACUCCUCUGAGCUGGCUCGACAUGAGCGUAUCCACAAGGGAGAAAAGCUACAUCAGUGCUCAGAGUGUGGGAAGAGCUUCACUUACUCCCGCCAGCUGACUCGGCACCAGCGUAUCCACACUGUGGAGAAGCCACAUCAGUGCUCAGAGUGUGGGAAGAGCUUCACUUACUCCCGCCAGCUGACUCGGCACCAGCGUAUCCACACUGGGGAGAAGCCACAUCAGUGCUCAGAGUGUGGCCCGGCGGUGACGAAGCGGCAAUCUACAGCUGCUUGAUCGCAAGAUCCACCGAGCACCGUCGCAGACGCGAGAGCCCGAUGUGUGACGGCACCAUGACACCUGCCAAAGCCCUUAUGAUUGAACUUUUUGUAAUUAACCUAAUUAUGUGUAUUUGUAUUUGCAUUGGUUGUUGUUUAAUCCGAUUUAUUAAGGAUAUAUAUACCCGUUUACCACUUGAACCUUGUGAAGCCGACGAGUUCGUGGAUGACGCAGCCGUCUAACCUAAUUCCCUUGUCUGUUGUGACAUGGUCAAGGGGGAAUGUCAUAACCAAGUGAGUUGAGUGCCUCUGUCACAAAAGAACUGCCCUGAAUAACCGCAGU